Molecule: messenger RNA, 2424 nt
Organism: Cladocopium goreaui
Lineage: Eukaryota; Dinophyceae; Suessiales; Symbiodiniaceae
Source: the annotation of a GenBank genome assembly
AUGAAAAAAGCCAUUCCGGAGCCACGAGCUUCCUUGAAGCCUACUGCUCAGGCAACGACUGUUGCAGUGGCGCAGGCUCGGAAAAAGAAGAUCCAGAUCAUUCUGCAACUGGUCCCUUCACCGGAAGUUGCUGGGCUCUUUUUCUUCGAGAAGCACCCAGCAGGCAAGCCGCUGAGCGGCGCCAAGUUGGGUCCUCCUUUGGAAACCGUGAAGCGUGAACACGUAUGCCUGGUGCUUCACACCUCCGGGACCACCAAGAAACCCAAGAUCGUGCCCAUCACGCAUGAAAGCAUGGCCAUCGGCGGACUGUGCCAUGCGGCGGCCAACCUCUUGGGUCCGGAGGAUGUCUUCGUGAACACCAUGCCCAUGUUUCACAUCGCUGGAGUAAUGGAGAACCUUCUGAUGUCUGCGUAUAGCGGCUGCAAAUUCAUCGCCUUGCCUGGGCAAUAUCAGGCUCACACCUUCUUUGAAGCCAUGAAAAAGGAGCCCUUGCCCACCAGCUACUCCGCCGUGCCGGCACACCACAUGUCCCUGAUGACUUUGGCCAAGGAAGCAAAGAACUUCGAGAGUCCGCUGAAAGUCAUCCGCAACGACAGUGCGGCAUUGCUGCCUAGCUUGGCUGAGCAGAUGGAAGACUUCUUUCAGGCCACAGUUCUGCCGGCCUAUUCCAUGACAGAGGCAAAUCCGCUCUGCUCCAAUCCCAGAUAUGGAGUGCGGAAGCUGAAGUCCGUGGGCCCUGCCGUUGGGCCAGAGUUGGCUGUUAUGGAAGCCUGGCCCAGUGAUAAGCGCGUGGGUGUGGAUGCCUAUGAUAUCCCAUUCAGCGGUUCCCUUUCCGGAAGCGUCGUGGCUUUCAACGUGGCGAUCGCGAGCAGCGGCGCCUUUCAUCGGUGGCAGAGGGCCUUCAACGUGGCGAAAGAGAUGGAGAACCUGCAGGUUCUACCCACUGUGGUGACUUUCAACGGCCUCAUUUCCUGCGUUGAGGGCUGGGUCCUUGCCACUCAUCUGCUGGAGCAGCUGGAACAGAUCCCGAUGGAGCCGGAUGUCAUCAGCUACAGCAGUGCCAUCAAUGUCUGCGACUGGUUACGUGGCCUUCAUCUUCUCCGACGGACGCCGGAUCCCAACGAGUUUUGCUUCAGCAGCGUAGUGAAGGCACUUGGCAAGGACUGGUGUCGAGGACUCCAGCUCUUAGCAGAGCAGAGCUUCGCCUGCCUUGUGCCCAACGCGGUGAACUACGGCAGUCUCUUGGCGCGAUCCCCGUGGCGCCCUGCGAUGGAAGUCUGCCGGAGGAUGGUCAUGGAGGCUGUCAGGGCAAAUGUGAUCACCUGUGGAAGUCUCAUCAGUUGCGAGAAGGGCUGGCGGUCUGCUUUUGAAGUCUUGAACUUCAUGGAGCAAAACUUCCUGAGGAAGAAUCUCAUCUGCUACAACAGUGCCAUCAGUGCCUGUGAGUCGUCGGAGAUAUGGAGACCAGCGGUUGAAAUGCUGCGGAGCAUGUCAUCACCCAACAUCAUCAGUUUCAGUAGCAGCAUCAGCGCCUGCCAAACAUGGCCAAUGGCCAUGCAGCUGUGCAUGCUGGCCGGCACCUACAGCCUGCGAUCCAACGUGGUGGCUUUAAGCUCCAUGAUCAGCGCCUUCGAAAAAGCUCGACGGUGGAGCCUCGCCAUCCAGCAGUUGCAUGCGACGGAAGCGCCGAACCUCACCUGUUUCAACGCGGCGCUGGCCGCCUGCAAGGAUGCCAGCUGGUUGAUGGUCCUGGAAAUCUGGCGAGAGAUGCGACCAAUGCAGGCACCGGUGUGGGCACCGUCUUUGCCGGUCGCGCUUGGGACCCUGGGUUUGCGAGUCUCAAGCACAUCCCUUUGCACCCCAAGUGGUGUCCGCGGUGCCAAAAAGCGUGUGGGCGAGGAAGGUGAGGUUUGCGUCAAGGGUGCCUGCGUCAUGAAGGGCUAUGAAAUGAGACCGCACAUGGACAAGGAUCCCAAUGCGGAGGCCUUUACAGAUGGCUUUAUGAGGAGUGGAGAUAAGGGAUGGAUAGAUGAGGAUGGGUAUCUCUACUUGAUCGGCCGAUUCAAGGAGCUCAUCAACCGCGCGGGUGAAAAGAUCUCGCCCUUUGAAGUGGAAGAUGCGAUCCGGCGGCAUGCGGAUGUCCAGGACGUGCUGUGCUUCUCUUGUCCACACUCAAUGCUCGGGGAAGCCGUCGGUGUGGUGGUGGUCCCUAAGGAUGGCAAGACGGUCAAGCUCUUCGACCUUCGCCAGUGGCUGAUGAAAGAGAAGGUGCUGCAAGACAAAUGGUGUCCCGAGGUUCUGGUGACCAUGAAGGAGCUCCCGAAAGGUGCGACUGGUAAACCUGCACGCGUGAAUCUGGCCAAAAAGCUGGAACUGGAGCAGUUGGAUGGCAACCUCAAGGAAUUCUCCCACCCGGGCUUCUGA